UUGUCUUCUCUUCCGUGUCUGUUGUGAGAGAGAGUUCAAAUCAAAGCAGUUUGUGAUAUCCGCCCAGAUAGCAAACUGACAUAGAAUCCACGUAGAAUCGAUGUUUCUCGUGGCGUCGAAACCACGUUGAUCUUCGACGUCGAUCCAACAUCGUUUUGCUCAUCGGGUUAACGUUGAUCCGACGUCAGGCGCACCAUUCAAAACUAACAGAAAAUCGACGCAAUUGGUUGCGUUACCUAACGUUGAAUCGACGUUGAUUUUCAAUUAGUUGAAACGACGUCAGAGAAUCAAUACGUCUUCAACCUAAAAUCGAUCUAAUUGGUUUGCUUACCUAACGUUGAAACGACGUUGAUUUAAUUUGGGUAAAACUACUUUACUAUUAACAUUUUCUGCUUGUUUUAAAAAUAUCACAUACUUACUACUAAAUAAAUUAGCCUGUAUAAGUAAAACAUUAUUAAACACAUUACAUUCAGUCACAAUUUUUUUAUUAUUUAUACAAUACAGAUAUGCAAAAAAAAUAAAAAGACAAACAUCCAUUCAAAGCAACAUGGAAAACUGCACAGUAUAAGCAAAAACAAAGUAUAGUCAUUAUAAUCAGUAAUGAUUUCCCCAUUGGAUGCAGCAAAUAUUAAGCCACAUAAACAUAUUUCAUAUACCAAAUACACACACAAAAAAAUUAUUAUUAGCAACAUCAUAUGAUUUCUUUUGUGUGUGUGUGUGUGUCAGCACAUGGCCUUGUUUGUUUUCUUGGACAUGUGCUUCCUUAGCCCCUCCACAUUAUUUUCUCUUUAACACACCCUCUUGUUAGCCUUGUUUGUCUAAUUGUGCUCACCCAUCCCUCAUGUGUUUUCCUCCCUAUUUUUAGUGCCCCUUACCCUUUUAUCUUUGCUGGUUUGUGUUCAUUCUCACCCCCCUUCUGUCAAAGUCUUUGUCUCUGUCUGUGGAUGUGUUUUAUGCCCUUGUUUUAUCUUGUCCUUUUGUAGUUCCAUGUUUUUGUCUAGUUCCUUGUUAAAGCAAUCUGUUUGUUCUUUUUUUUUUUUUUUUUGCUUUUACAUGUAAUAUUAAUUUGCUCUAUCCUGAUCUUUGGUUUUGUAUUUUGUUUGAUAUUCUUUUAAGUUAGUGAGUUGGUUAAGUUGAUAAUUAUUUAUUACUGGUCUCGCUGCCCCCUCUGCUGUUAUAGUAUUCUGCCAGUUGAUGUCUAAAGCUGUUCCAAUGGCCUUCCCUAACUGUCUUUUACUGUUUACUGUGUUCUGUUGAAGUAUUACUUAUGCACUUCACAACCCUCUUGUAUCUGUCAGUUCUGUCAAUAAACUCUUAUUACUCAUACUGCAAUUAGGUCCUCCUUUCAGGUCCCAGACAUGUAGAGGUGAUUCUAUACCCUUGGCCAGGUUAUGUCUCAAAGGUUCCAUCCUCAGUCAUCCAUUUAUUCAUCUUUUCCCCUCCCCUAUUUGACUCCAUGCAGUAUUGUAAUGCUCUCUUGGCGGGUCUCCCUGAAUGUUCUAUCAAGCCACUGCAACUGAACCAGAAUGAAGCAGCGAAAGUUGUCUUCAGUGAGCUCACAUUACUCCUCUCCUCAUCAGGUUACAUUGGCUACCACUAGCCGCUCGCAUCAGAUUCAAGGUAUUGAUGCUUGCCUACAAGACGACCACUGGCACUGUAACAAUAUAACUAAACUCACUAGUUCAAACUUAUGCGCCCUCCAGAAGCUUGUGUUCUGCAAGUGAAUGUCAUCUUGUGGUGCCAUCCCAAAGAGGUUCAAAAUCACUCUCACAGACCUUUUCCUCGACUGUGCCCAGCUGGUGGAAUGACCUUCCAAUCUCAAUUCAAACUGCGGAGUGUUUAGUAAUUAAAAAAAAAAAAGACAUAUUUUUCACCAGCACUUGACCAACUCAUACUAGAAGUUACCUUUUCUUUUCUAUUCUUAAAAAAAAAAAAAAAAAAAAAAAGCUAUGUGUACUGCACUAGUCUAACUGAGCCUUGUCAUGGGACUUGAAUACUGUUGUUGUUCUCUCGUUGGUGUGAUUGCUUCUAUUGUUCUCAUUUGUAAGUCGCUUUGAAUAAAAUCGUCUGCUAAAUUAUUAAAUUUGUAAGUUUUAAAUGUGUAAGUUGUGUGUUAUACGGCACAUUUGAACAGAGCAAAAACCACAUGCUUUCAUGUUUUUCUAGGUAUCAUCACUCGCUGUCCCCUUGAGCUGAAAUUGCGGAAGGUCAAAAAAGGACCAUGGUCCGGGACUAUUUCUUACUGUGGUCACAAAGAGACCUUUCAUGACCCAUUAAUGGUGGAUAACCUAGUUAGAAAAGCUCAAAAUGAUCUUGCUGGAAAUACGGUUGGAAUCAGUGAUGAACUUGUUUCUUUGGAAAUUUCAUCUCCUGAUGUUUGUGACCUCACUCUGAUUGAUCUACCUGGUAUAACCCGUGUACCUGUGCAAGAUCAGCCUGAAGAUAUUGGAGAACAGAUCAAAAUCCUGAUACAGAAAUACAUUUCCAAAAGUGAAACCAUCAUUUUAGUUGUGGUGCCCUGCAAUGUUGACAUAGCAACAACAGAAGCACUAAGAAUGGCACAACAUGCAGACCCUGAGGGAUACAGAACACUUGCAAUUCUCACGAAACCAGAUCUCAUUGACAAAGGAGCUGAGAUUGAUGUUUUGAACAUUGUCCAGGGCAGAGUUGUUCCUCUCAGUAAGGGUUACAUUAUUGUGCGAUGUCGUGGUCAGAGUGACAUCAAUAACAAAAUUCCUCUUGAUGAAGCCAUAGACAUAGAAAUGGAAUUCUUUAGAAACCACCGAUAUUUCAGUUCUCUACUGGAUGAUAAUAAAGCAUCUACUCUGUGCUUGACAAAUAAAUUGACCAAAGAACUGGUUGAUCAUAUCAAGAAAUCACUACCACACUUAACUGAGCAGAUAAAUACUAGAAUACUUGGUGUGCGAGAAGAGCUUAAAAAGUAUGAUCAGGGUCCACCUCCGGAAGAAGAAAAGAUGGGACCUUUUUUCAGUGAGAUAAUAAUAAAGUUCAACGAUCAAAUCGAUGAACUGAGUAGAACAGGACAUUUAAAAGACAGAAAUAUUUAUGCACUUCUACAUCCUGUGUUCAAGAAAUGGGACAUCCACUUGAGAGAAACUGAAAAAUUAUUCAAUGCAAAAAUUACAGAAAUUAUAGAAAAGUAUAAUGAGAUGCAUCGUGGGAGAGAAUUGCUUACAUUUAGUGAGUACAUAAACUUUGAACAUGUCAUCAAAGACCAUGUGGCAGCCCUUCAAAAGCCAGCUAUGGAAACACUGAAAGAUGUACGAGAGAUUGUUAAAAAUAAAUUCAGGGAAGUAUGCAAUUUAUGUUUUGUUCAGUACCCGUUACUGCAGCACAAUGUCUUUAAAAAGAUUGAUGAGAUUCAGUUAAAACAAGAGGCUAAAGUCGAGAAAAGAAUCGAGGAGUUUAUUGCUAUGGAGCAUCUGGUUUUCACCCAGGACAAGGUAUUGCAAAAGAAACUUGAUGAAUCUGAGAUCCAUCAGAAGACUGGGCUAGAACGUUAUGAGAACCUCCAUGAAGAAGAAAUGGUUUUAAAUUCCAAAGGCUGUGGGUUGUUGGAUACGAGGAAUCUAGUACCAGAAAAACUGGCUCUUUAUUAUGAGAUCAUCUAUCAACGCCUGACAGACUAUGUGCCCAUGUUGCUAAUCCUCUUCAUGCUUAAGAAUGCAGCUAAGACAUUGCAACAUCAAAUGCUGGAAAUGAGGAACAGAGCAGAUGUGGCCAAGCUGCUGAAAGAAGACUCAGAGCAAGGGCGCAGGAGAGCUGAUCUAAAGAAGCGUCUGGAACGUCUCACGGAAGCUCAAGAACUAAUAAACAACAGAAGCUGACAUAUCUUUCUAAAGUUGUGGAUAUGCCUAAAUUAAGCAUGUCCAGUGGACGUCUUUUUUAUGUCUUUGCUGACAUUGCAAAGAUUUAGAGUCAUGUUAUUUCCAUGUAAUUUGCAGACACUGCGUUUGUCCUAAAGUCAAGAAGAAAAAAAAAUCUUAAUAAAAUAAUGAAAUAACUGAUGAUUGAGCAUAUGGUAAAAUCAACUGCAAAUCAAAGACAUUAAAUCUCUGAAGAUCUCAGCUGAGGAGGAUCAAAGUGGUUAAUGACUAUAUAAAUUGGUCACUGGAUAUUUAUAACGGAUCUCAAUUUAGAAAUUCUAUCAAUUAUUUCAUUCACUAUAGCAGACAAAGCAUAAUAUAAAUAACCAUGAAAAGUAUGAAAUUCUGUCAGUGUUUUUGUUUUUAUUUUAUUUUUAUUUUUUUUCCAUUUAUUCAAUGUAUACACAUGCUUUGCAGGAUUUUUUUUUUUUUUUCCUCUGUAGGCACACCUGUAUCCUGUAGAUCAAGUAGUAGACCACCCCUGGUUCAAUGCUCAGUUAUUGCACAUGAACUGAUAAAAUGUACACAAUGUAAGUCAAGUCUGCCAAAUGCAUAUGGUAAAAAUUUAAAUUCAUAUACAUUUUUUACAUUUUAAGAUAGAAGGUUUGAAUGUUGGGAACAGGCAAAACAAGGGGGAAAUAACAAUAGAAAGAUUAACAUUACCUUUGUAAAUCAAUGUUUCAUUUACAUUAAUUGCACUAAUAAUAAUAAUAAAAAAUCUAACCACCGGGUCUUUAUUGCCUACGUGAUGUUGUUGUUGCAGCAACUCAGCAUAAUGCUGGAAUACACUACUCAACGUUUGGUCUAAUUUAGCCUACAGUCUGUAGCCAGCUACUGUAGUUGCCGUAAGUUAGAGCCAGUCUGCAGAUUUAAGUUUACAUAUUUUACAGAAAAGUGUGCAGUCCACAGAUUUUCUUCUAUUCAAACUAAGAUUGUAUCGAAA
Carassius auratus (goldfish) is the source of this 4830-nucleotide messenger RNA. RefSeq names its product interferon-induced GTP-binding protein Mx-like. Gene Ontology annotation, molecular function: microtubule binding; GTP binding; GTPase activity. Bases 2277 to 3848 code for a protein of 523 amino acids. Gene Ontology annotation, cellular component: plasma membrane; synapse; nucleus. Gene Ontology annotation, biological process: synaptic vesicle budding from presynaptic endocytic zone membrane; defense response to virus; receptor internalization. The record is from RefSeq and is a predicted model, not a curated record. Lineage: Eukaryota; Metazoa; Chordata; Actinopteri; Cypriniformes; Cyprinidae. The transcript has 11 exons.